UCUGUGUGGACUCAUAAGUGAAAAGGGAACUCCAAAUAGUGGAGAAAUGUGGAGAAAAGCCUAAAAGGGCGAAUUCAUGGCUAAGGUAUGUAAGUCCUUUUAUGUGUAGUAUUUAUGAGGUCUUUGAAAUGUGGAAUCAAUAUGUGAAAGCCUUAUUAUAUGCUUAUAUAUCCUUGCGGAAUCCUUUGAAUAGGAUAACUAGGGACCAUUUUAGAAAAAAAAAAUCGUGUACUAAUAGUAAAUAUUUAUUCUUUCAUGGAGACAUUAUGCCACCAAGACGUGACCCGAAUGCUGUACCAACUAAUGCGGAGUUGGCCCAAACUGUUCACCUGCUUACUCAACUCACUCACACUAUUGCGAAUGCGGUACUUCAAAAUAACCAGCCACGUAAUAACAGCAAUGACAUGGAAACCCGUGUAGCGACGCGAAAUCCACCGAGCUUCCUUGGGCAAGAGGACCCAAUCAUUCUUGAGAAUUGGAUACGCACCUUUGACAAGCUGUUUGAUGCGAUCAAUUGCCCAGCAGAAGAACGAGUUGACAUUGCUGUAUAUUACCUGCAUGAAGAAGCAGACAAAUGGUGGGUUAAUGUGGGACUAGGAUUGCGCGCACAACCGGACUUCACUUGGGAACGGUUCAAGCAAGCACUGCGAAAGAGGUUUUACCCGCCACACGUGCAGGCAGAAAAUUAUGACAAAUUCCUGCAUCUGAAACAAGGAGAAAUGACGGUGCAAGAGUAUCACACUAAAUUUGUCUCACUGGCGGAAUUUGCAUCAUCACUAGUGCCCGAUGAGGAAAGCAAGAUCGAGAAG
Messenger RNA from Cuscuta europaea, 809 nucleotides. Lineage: Eukaryota; Viridiplantae; Streptophyta; Magnoliopsida; Solanales; Convolvulaceae. The record is from the annotation of a GenBank genome assembly.